CCUUGCAUCUUAUCAUCUCUUUCUCUCUCUAAAAAGUCAGCGCCUUCUCUCUCUCUUUCUCUCUCCUCAAAAAACAUCAUUGUACAAAAACAGACACUUUCAGACCUUGUCUCUAACGGUUAUGGACUCAGAUUGGGAUCUAUAUGCUGUUGUCAGAGGCUGCACCACCUCAACCUCCACCACCACCUCCACCGCCACCGCCACCGCCGCCGCAACAACAACAACAACCAGUACUACUACUACUACACCUUCUUCAUCUUAUUUCUCUAUUUACCCUGCUGAACAAUCAGGCCAAGUUUUAUCAAUUUCAAACCCUUAUGAACAAUCAAGAAGUUCCGUAGAAUUGCAUGAACUUUGUAAACCUUUCUUCCUCAAAUCACAACCUCUCUCUUCAAAUUCAUUCUCUUAUUCAUCACCAUCACCAAAAUCAUCAGGUCAAACAAAACAACAGCUGCUUAAUAAUAACAAGCAGCCUCAUCAUAGCGGUUCUGCUACAACACCAAGAUCUAAAAGAAGAAAGAUUCAGCAUAAGAAGGUCUGUGAAGUACAAGCUGAGAAUCUUUCAUCUGACAUAUGGGCAUGGAGGAAAUAUGGUCAAAAACCCAUCAAAGGUUCACCAUAUCCAAGAGGAUAUUAUAGAUGUAGCAGUUCAAAAGGGUGUUUAGCUAGAAAACAAGUUGAGAGGAACAAAUCAGAUCCAACAAUGUUCAUAGUAACCUACACAGGUGAACACAGUCACCCUGCUCCAACUCAUAGGAAUUCUCUUGCCGGUUCGACGCGACAGAAGCCUUCGUCACCGCAAACUGUUACUGCUGAAGACUCUUCCCAACCCUUUACAAAACAAGUUUCUCCGUUGACAUCGGAAGCUGAAGAGGAAGAGGCUACACCUUCGAAGUCGGAAAGUAGAGAAGAUUUGGAAGAUUUGAUGAAUGAUGAUGAGGAAAAUGAAUUUGAGGUAUCUGAUAUGGUUGUAACAGAUGAUUUCUUUGAAGGUUUAGAUGAAUUGACAGGAUUUGCUGGAAAAACAGUAGCAUCAUCUGGUGGUGGUGACUGUUUUGGUGACCCUUUUGCAGCUAGUAUUGCACUUCCUGCUUGUGGUGGCCAAUAAUGCUCCCUAGUAGUCCCACCACCUAUCAUGCACAGACACGAACAUCAGAUAUGACACUGACAUGUUGAUAUUCGUAAAAUUUCACGUGUCAGUAUUGUAUCAGAUAACAACGUGUGUUGGUCACCAGACAUAUAUUCAAUUUAAGUUAGAAUAUAAUUUCUUGGUUUUGUUUUUGGAGGUUAGAGGAAUUGGUACAUUUUGGAGGAAUAUUAACCAACAAUGUUUUGUGAAGGGGAGGAAAAGUUCUACCCAAAAGUAUAGAGAUAAUGUUAAAUUUAGAUUAGGCAUGUAUAUCUUUAUGUCAUAGUGAUUGUUAGCCAUACUUUUGGUAAUGUACAAACAAUUCAUUUUUCAACAUCUUUUGUUUGUCAAUGUAAUCUUUUAUAGUUAGUUGAAUUAAUAAUGGAUUAUGAAAUUAAUUUACCUAACACUUUUGCAUUGACUUUUUCUUGUCCAUCUAAGUUGUUUAUGUUUGUUGAAUUUAUAAAGUUGGUUGGAGAGCACUUUUAUGUUGACUUUUGGUAGCAAUGAUUAAUAUUGUUUGACUAUGAGAUAGAAAGGUCCAUAAUUGUUGGGUAAUAUUCCAAUUUCAAUAGUAUUAUGCUUAGCACUAAGACUUUGAUUCCAUCUUGACACCGAGGCUUGGAUUAAAGGAAGUGAUAGGGUGAGAAUAAGCUUGAUGGAGUUAGACUUUUCAUAGAUGAGUAUUGAUAGUGUAAAAUAUGUAAUAGUCCAAGUUAACUUGAAUCACUUAUAUAUGUUACUUAUUUUAAGUAUGAAUUUGACAUUUUCUUUAUAUUACCUGUUAACAUAUUGAAAGACUCAUUUUAAAAGUUAAUAGAAUCACCUUUGAGAUAUUUUAUAUUCAAUUUCAAGAAUCUAGAAAAGUUAACAUUUUUAAAAGAGAUAUUUUUUUUGUUGUUGUCUGUGUGUUUUAAAUAAUAGGAACGAAGAUUUAAUUGACGUCAAUGCAAUAAUCAUUCAAGAAUAUGCAUAAAUCGAUAAAGAACCGAUACAAAAUAAACGCAUUUCUGCAUAUUUGACACGUCUUCAACGCGUCUCUCGCAUGAUUGCAUACCAGAUAUA
Messenger RNA from Vicia villosa (hairy vetch), 2194 nucleotides. RefSeq names its product WRKY transcription factor 22-like. Gene Ontology annotation, biological process: regulation of DNA-templated transcription. Gene Ontology annotation, molecular function: DNA-binding transcription factor activity; transcription cis-regulatory region binding. The record is from RefSeq and is a predicted model, not a curated record. The transcript is spliced from 3 exons. Bases 122 to 1108 code for a protein of 328 amino acids. Gene Ontology annotation, cellular component: nucleus. Lineage: Eukaryota; Viridiplantae; Streptophyta; Magnoliopsida; Fabales; Fabaceae.